Molecule: messenger RNA, 207 nt
Organism: Nezara viridula (southern green stink bug)
Lineage: Eukaryota; Metazoa; Arthropoda; Insecta; Hemiptera; Pentatomidae
Source: the annotation of a GenBank genome assembly
AUGCGCCGUUGGGGAAGGGUGGGAUAUCUGGAUUUUCAUCUUGAAAAAAGUAAGUUACUUAGAAGUGAGAAACAUGUAAAAAUGAAUGUCUGGUCCGUGAACGGUGCAACGACCGCUGCAGCUGGACAUACAUCGCAAUGGUUCUUGGAAGCUGUCGAAGAACUGGAACGUGAGCUCCUCCUGCUUGAGUCACUGGCUGCCUCGUAA